Messenger RNA from Knipowitschia caucasica, 600 nucleotides. NCBI's taxonomy places the organism in Eukaryota, Metazoa, Chordata, Actinopteri, Gobiiformes, Gobiidae. The record is from the annotation of a GenBank genome assembly.
AUGGGAGACGCUGUCAUCACUGGUGCGGACCAUGGGUUGACAGAUACUCCUCUGGUGACGGUGUCUUUCCAGAGGGACCAUCAGAGGAAGCUUAAGUUUUUGGAGGCAGAGCCCAAAGCCCUGGGGGUCACCCAAAUCUGUCUGAUCGUCUUCCAUGCAAGCUACGUGGCCAUGUUUUAUGCCCAAGAUCUGAACAGAGGGGCCCUGGAGUUGCCCUCCUUCAUUUCAUGUUUCUUUGUUCUGGUCGCUGGGAGUGUGGCUAUAGCAGCGAAAAAUCUCCAUCUUCCAACGGUCAGGGCUUGUUUCUUCUUGGAGAUCUUAGCUGCUGCUGCGUCCAUCGGCAACUUCUCCCUCAUCUUGAUUCAGAUGGAAGACACUUAUUCUUGUUAUUACUACGAUUCAGAAAACCAGGCCAAGAAGAACUGUUUCAACGCACAGGCCGCUCACACACAUCUGUUGGGAGUUUUGCUGCUCGCCAACAUAACGGUCCUCGCCAUCGCAGUCUCUCUGAUCAUUUAUGCCUGUAAGGUGAUCAACUGCUGCUCUCCUGCUCCCAAAGUGCCGGUGAUCACAAUCCAAGCUCCAGCAGCAGCAGAAUGA